AUGCCAAUCGAUAAGAGAAAAAUGACGCAUAUAACUAAUAAUCGUAAAUGGUUACCAUCAAUAAGUAUUUCUACUAAUUCAAUAUGUUUAUUAUUAAUAUUUAUUUCAAUUGCUUGGAACGCUUACAAUACAUACGAGCAUCAAGUUUUAAUUGAAAAUCAAACGAAAAUAGAAAAUAUUCUUGAGGAACUAUUACCUUCGACGUCUACACUUUCAUCAUCACUUAAUCAAAUACAAACACGAACGAAAUCAUGCGUUGAACAAUGGUUUACAAAAAUUUUUCAUCUAAUUCAACAAUUAACAACAAAAGACAUGGCAAACAAUAGUAAUAUCAUUGCUGAACCAGACACGAGUGUAUUACGUCAACGGCGAAAUAUUCAACAAGUACAGCAAUCUAACUGUCUAUGUCCACCAGGUCCAAAGGGCGAAAAAGGUGAUCGUGGUUUUAUUGGAUUUACAGGUGAAAUGGGUCCUAAAGGCGAUCGAGGUUUUCCAGGCUCAAUUGUUUGGAGUGGUGUAAAAGGAGAUAAAGGAGAACCAGGACGCGAUGCGGGCAUAACUCGUCAAGGAAUGUUAACAUCUUCAUCAGCUCAAGUCAAAUAUAUUCCAGGUCCACCGGGCCCACCUGGUUCACCAGGGCUGAAAGGGGAUGUAGGUUUACCAGGGCCUAUCGGUAUUGGUGAAAUUGGACCGCCUGGAAAAGAUGGUUUACCGGGCGAAAAGGGUGAAAAAGGAGAUCGAGGACCUUUUGUUCGACCCAAAGUACGUAGAUUUGUCUUUAUGAAAGGUGAUCCAGGGCCACCAGGGAUUAAAGGUGAUCGUGGUGAUUUUGUUGUUGGACCUAAAGGUGAUCGUGGUUCUUAUGGUUUACCUGGAAGUCCUGGGAUUCCAGGUCAAAAUGGUCGUGAUGGUAUUGAUGGACUCAGAGGUGAUAUGGGUCUUCAAGGACCACCGGGAAGAAAAGGGGAUCGUGGUAUAAAAGGUGAACCGGGCUUUAUUCAAAAAGUUGAUUUUAAUUCAACACAUAUCGUUUUAAUGGGCCCACCAGGUGUUCCAGGACCAAAAGGACGAAUAGGUCUUCCUGGUCAACCAGGAUCCGAUGGAGAAAAAGGAGAUCGAGGAGAUUCUGGUCCUAUGGGAAUAGUAGGACCAAAAGGAGAUGUUGGACCUCCUGGUAUUAAGGGUGAUCAAGGUGAUAUAGGCAAAGGAGAAAAAGGAGAUCGUGGUCCUAUGGGUUUACCUGGCUACUCUAUGAAUAUGCCUGAUAUACAUAAAAAACGCUCAACAGGUGGUCGACGUGAACCUGGUUUACAAGGUCCACCUGGAGAAAGAGGAGAAAAAGGGGAAGAAGGUCGAGAGGGGCGACGAGGUUUACGUGGUUGGCCAGGCCUACCUGGUCCUGCUGGAGCGGAUGCAUUACCAUGCCCACGUGAGCUUUUAGCUAAUUUUGAAAAUGCUUGUCAAGGAUGUUGUAAAAAACCAUAA
Molecule: messenger RNA, 1485 nt
Organism: Rotaria socialis
Lineage: Eukaryota; Metazoa; Rotifera; Eurotatoria; Philodinida; Philodinidae
Source: the annotation of a GenBank genome assembly